AUGGUAAGUGAAUCAAAAAUAAGCCCCAGUAUAGUUGUCUCACCCCAAAUCAGUCACUAUAGUGAGUUUGAUACCGGUGAACAUGAUGUGUUUGUCGUUACUGAGGAAGGUCCAGAUUUCCGUGGAGUAUCUACGCUAGGUGCAGCGGUUCUUAUUGCAAAGUCACAAAUGGGACUCGGAAUUCUUGGAAUUCCCCAGACUUUUCAAUCUUUGGGAUUUGUUCCUGGUCUUAUAAGUCUAGUUGCACUCUGUGCGUUAAGUACAUGGACAGGAUUUAUAGUGGGAAAGUUUCGCCUUCGCCAUCCUUCAGUAUAUAGCAUUGGUGAUGCUGCAGAAAUGAUGUUUGGCACUAUGGGUCGUGAAAUUAUGGGAGGUGCAUUUUGGCUUUUCUACACUCUUUGCUAUGGUGCUUCACUUUUGACCUUUUCUAUAUCCUUGAAUACGUUGAGUGAUCAUUCCAGAUGUACUAUGGCUUGGAUCGGAAUUGGUGCUGCUAUAUCAUUGGUGUUGGGACUGGGAAUUCGUACCAUGAAAGUCAUGUCUUGGUGCGGUUAUGUUGCUCUUAGCUGUAUCAUGAUCAGUGUAUGGAUUGUAGCCAUAGCAUGUUUGGCCCAGAAAAAACCGGCAGAUGCCGCUAAAGGCUUGCCCAUUGACAAGGGAAUUGUUGCAGUUUCGUCCAAUGUGCCAUUUUCCUCCAUUGCUAGUGCAACUGCUACGCAAGUGUUGUCACUAUGUGGUACAGCUUCUUUUUUUACAAUUCAUUCUGAAAUGAGAGACCAAAAAAAGUACGUGAAAUCACUUCUUCUCGGACAAGGGUUUGUUUGCUUCAAUUACAUUGUUAUUUCCUGUUUCAUUUACGCAAAGGUUGGCAAUUAUGUUACCUCGCCUGCUUUAGGAUCGGCUGGUUCACUUUUCAAAAAAAUAGGCUACGGCAUAGCCAUUCCAGGAUUAUUGUUUUCGUGUUUUUUCCAAGCACAUCUUGCCGGAAAGUAUUCCUUUGUUCGUAUUCUUAGAGAUACGACACAUCUACAGCUGAACACGGUCAUUCAUUGGGUUACCUGGACAAUACUGAUGGUGGUUGUGAUUUGCGUGGGUUUUGUAGUUGCAGGUGGUAUUCCUUUCUUUAAUGAUUUGUUAGCAUUGAUAGGUGCUUUGAUCGGAACAAGUUUUACAUUGAUAAUUCCAGGGUUCUUGGCUUUAUACGACCUUGGGAGAUAUGUGCCUAAAGAAGGCGAUGGCCUGUUUCAAUGGAUCGUUCAGUCAAAAAAGAAGUGGGGUUUGAACAACAGAAACAUCAUAACUGCAAGUGUUGCGAUUUUUUCAAUUGUGUUUGGCAGUUAUAUCGCUGUUUCCGGGAUUUACGGUUCUCUCAAAUCUAUUAUUGAUGGAUACCGGAAUGGUUUGGUUCCGUCUGCUUUUUCAUGUGCCGAUAAUAGUACUUAA
This is a messenger RNA of Meyerozyma guilliermondii ATCC 6260, 1443 nucleotides long. RefSeq lists its product as uncharacterized. The record is from RefSeq and is a predicted model, not a curated record. Lineage: Eukaryota; Fungi; Ascomycota; Pichiomycetes; Serinales; Debaryomycetaceae. Gene Ontology annotation, biological process: amino acid transmembrane transport. Gene Ontology annotation, cellular component: vacuolar membrane. Gene Ontology annotation, molecular function: amino acid transmembrane transporter activity. The transcript has a single exon. The coding region runs from base 1 to 1443 and encodes 480 amino acids.